AUGCUCUAUCUGGGGAUCUUAUCCAGCCUUGUGGUGUUGGCCACUGCCGCACCUAAUGCAGACACUGUCAAAGUUUGCGACUAUCUACACAAGACCUAUCCACAAUACAUGGCCUACGACACACUCGGCACAGAGGCUCUCAACUCUGCAUACAACGCUUCAGUAUAUACGCAGAUCAACACCGACUACUGGAACAAUCAAAACUCAUACCAAUUCCGAGCGGCGUGUGCUUUCUUCCCAGCCAACGCUGCGCAGGUCUCAGACGUUGUGAAGCAGCUUAACAAGUAUCCAGACGUGCCAUUUGGUCUCAAGUCGGCAGGACAUCAGCCGGCACCUGGAUUCUCUUCCACAAAGGACGGCGUGCUCAUUGCGUUCGAGCCCAACCUUGGCAAGACGGUUACCCAACGAACAGCGGACGGCAAGCAUUACAUUCUUGGACCUGGUGCGAGAUGGGGUGAUGUGUAUCAGAUUACAGGCAAGAACAAUGAGAUCGUCGUCGGCGGCAGACUGGCACACAUUGGCGUUGGAGGGCUGACUCUCGGAGGCGGGUUGUCGUAUUACUCGGCGCAAUACGGCCUCGCAUGCGACAACAUCGACCAAUUCGAAGCCGUCCUCGCAAACGGCACCGCCGUAAACGCCACUCGUACUUCCAACCCUGACCUCUGGUGGGCCCUCCGCGGUGGAGGCAACCAAUUCGCCAUCGUCACAAGAAUGUGGUCGCAAGCACAUCCUGCAGGCGUUAAUGGACAGAUCUGGGGUGGUAUCCGGGCAUACUCCAUCGACAAGCGUGAGGCGCUCUUCCGUGCUGUUACGAGAUUUGUGCGAGAUUACCCUGACGAGAAGGCUGCGGUUAUCCCUGUCUUUCAGUUUGGCCUUCCCCUGAACCUCCUCAAUGCCAUCACUGGACCCAUCAUGUUCAUGUUUUACGAUGGACCAAACCCACCGGCAGACCUCUUCAAGGACUUCGACGAUGUUCAGGAGCUUUUCUCUACUACCAAGACUAAGUCAUAUUACGAUAUGUCGCAAGAAGCAGGCGGCGCAGCCAUCGUGGGCUUUGGCAAUUCGUUCCGCGAGAUCACUGUUCCCAACCUUCCCGAAGAGUCAAUGACCCAGUUCUUCUCGACUUACUGGGACAUGUACUACAAUGCCACAUUCAUCAACGGGUUGCAAGACCUCGACGUUCAGGUAACCGGAUUCGAUCCCCAGCCCCUUUCCGUACGUAUCGCCCAAGCUUCGCAAAAGCAAGGCGGAAACGUCUAUGGUCUCAACCCAGACCACGGCGACCGCAUCUGGAUAGAGAACAACCUCCUCUGGACGAACCCUACCUGCAACGAUCGCUGCCCUCAGCAAUCCAAAGAGCUUUCUGAGAGCCUGCUUCAAUAUCAGAAGGACACGUACGGCUCCCAAACGGCCACCAACUAUAAAUCUGGCGAUCCUUCCUUUACAAAUUUUAACCCCCUUUUCAUGAACGAUAUUGGACCUGAUCAGGAUAUCUACAGUUCCUUUGGCCCAGAGAACCUAGCGAGGUUGAAGCAGAUCAAGUCAGCUUAUGAUCCUACCGGUUUCUUCACGAAUCGACAGGGAGGCUUCAAGCUACCUGCGUAG
Zasmidium cellare ATCC 36951 is the source of this 1605-nucleotide messenger RNA. RefSeq lists its product as uncharacterized. The record is from RefSeq and is a predicted model, not a curated record. NCBI's taxonomy places the organism in Eukaryota, Fungi, Ascomycota, Dothideomycetes, Mycosphaerellales, Mycosphaerellaceae. Gene Ontology annotation, molecular function: oxidoreductase activity; FAD binding. The coding region runs from base 1 to 1605 and encodes 534 amino acids. The transcript has 3 exons.